Lotus japonicus is the source of this 1062-nucleotide messenger RNA. Its product is annotated as transcription factor MYB13-like. The transcript is spliced from 3 exons. Bases 102 to 1013 code for a protein of 303 amino acids. NCBI's taxonomy places the organism in Eukaryota, Viridiplantae, Streptophyta, Magnoliopsida, Fabales, Fabaceae. The record is from RefSeq and is a predicted model, not a curated record.
UCUCCAUCAAACUAAACAUACAGGACCACUAUCUCUCUCGAUUACCCUGCUAAAGAAACACAUAUCACACUCACUACUCAUCAAUUUUGAGUCUGAUAAAGAUGGCAAGAACACCUUCAUGUGACAAAAGUGGGAUGAGGAAAGGAACAUGGACUGCAGAAGAAGAUAAGAAGUUAAUUGCUUAUGUCACCAGGUAUGGCUGCUGGAACUGGCGCCAACUCCCCAAGUUUGCAGGUCUUGCAAGGUGUGGGAAAAGUUGCAGAUUGAGGUGGUUGAAUUAUCUAAGGCCUAACAUCAAAAGAGGGAAUUUCACUCAAGAAGAAGAAGAGAUCAUCAUCAGAAUGCACAAAAAGCUAGGCAAUAGAUGGUCUACCAUAGCAGCUGAGUUACCAGGAAGAACAGAUAGUGAAGUCAAGAACCAUUGGCACACCACCCUCAAGAGAACUGUUCAUGAACAGAACACUGUCACAAAUGAAGAAACCAAAGUCUCAAAUUCAAAAAAUGAGAGGGACCCUGUUCCCAAAAGUGGAAUAGCAUCCCUUCUGGUUACUCCUCCACCAGCAACUUCAAUCUCAGGCAGCAUUGGUGCACUAUCCCCUUUCUCAACCUCUAGCGAGUUCUCAUGCACAACUUCAGAUCUGACUACUUCUUCCAGCAGUGAAAUGUUGGUGUUUGAAGAUGACUUUGAUUUUCUGGAUGAUUUUACAGAGAAUGUCAAUGAAAAUUUCUGGUCAGACUUAGAACCAUAUCUGGCUAACAUUUCCAACAAACCAAAUGAAACAGAGCUGCAAAUUGAGACUAAUUGUGCUCUUCAAAAUCAAGACAAUAUCCAGAUCCUUGAUGCUUGUGAAUUGUCUCCCAAUCAGUCCUCAAGCGAAAAUUUGAUCCUUGAGAGUGACUUUGGCUGCUUUCUGGAUGAAAACACAGACCGAACACUUGAUAAUUUCUGGGGACAACCAUAUGUUACUGACAUGUCCUUUGUGCGUGAGUCUGAAUAUAUUUUUAUGAUGUAGAUAAGACUUAUUUUCCCUUUCAAUAAAACUCAAGUUAUACUUUAUCCAA